AUGAAGAAUAUAUUUGCUCCAUUCAUCAUCGGCCUGUCUAUAAUUGGCAGUGUGCUUGCAAUUCCAUCACCGGAUCCGAAUCCAUGGGGAAAUCGCCAUUAUGACCGCUGCUUGGACGAAAGGGAGGCCAAUGACAUUUUGAACCGUUGGAUCUCUUUGUUUGUGAACAUGGACUCGACGGUAGCGAGUCAAACGGUUACGGAAAAUUUCCAAUUAUUUUCUGACAGUAUAGACUAUCUCGCUGGGCGUCAACCCGGAAGCAUUACUGGCAUUCCGGUCUAUGCCAAUAUAUCGGCAUUUAUAGCUGGUCAAGAAGCAGACCAAGCGUCGGGCACGAAGGGAGGCUUCGCUGUUCGAUCUUGGUUUUAUGGUUGCACUGGUAUCUCCUUCGUCUGGCGGUAUGAUGGAACUACCGCAACCGGAAAUCACGUGGGGUUUGCUGGUAUCGAUCAUCUCCUGCUCGACCGGCAUAGCCAUCUUAUAUACCGGGCUUAUACAGAGGAAAACAAUGGCGAGCUACUCUACGAUCUUGGAUACGUCGUCUGUCCUCUGAAUGCAACAAACAGCACUUCGAGAUAG
Xylona heveae TC161 is the source of this 579-nucleotide messenger RNA. RefSeq lists its product as hypothetical. The transcript is spliced from 3 exons. NCBI's taxonomy places the organism in Eukaryota, Fungi, Ascomycota, Xylonomycetes, Xylonales, Xylonaceae. The record is from RefSeq and is a predicted model, not a curated record. The coding region runs from base 1 to 579 and encodes 192 amino acids.